Molecule: messenger RNA, 4610 nt
Organism: Atta colombica
Lineage: Eukaryota; Metazoa; Arthropoda; Insecta; Hymenoptera; Formicidae
Gene: PAN2
Product: PAB-dependent poly(A)-specific ribonuclease subunit PAN2
Exons: 20
Coding region: 457-4494 (1345 amino acids)
Biological process (GO): mRNA processing; nuclear-transcribed mRNA poly(A) tail shortening
Cellular component (GO): PAN complex; P-body
Molecular function (GO): nucleic acid binding; poly(A)-specific ribonuclease activity; protein binding
Source: RefSeq, a predicted model, not a curated record
AGUGCUUACUGUGCUCAGGUUCUGUCUAUCUGUGUCUGAUCGCGAAGUCUGAACACCGUGAACAUGCGAUUAUGAAUUAAAUCGCAUCUCAACAAACGACGAAAAGCGCAGUUUUCUUGGUGAACGGAUAGCAAAGAAAUAUAAUCGAGAAAAACGUGUUACGAUGCGCUUGUCUAUCGUUGAGUUUUUCAAUCCAGCGGCUCGCAAUAGCAUAGUAAUGCACAAAGUGUUUCGCUUGUUGCACAGUUGCCAGGACGACUAACGUGCGUGUUGGUGCGUGUUUAUUCGUCUGUUCCGCCGUGCGUGCGUGCGUGACUGUGAACGCCGCGUACCUGCGGUGUAUUAUGAUAAGAGACCGAUCAUUAUUGGGAAUAUUGGAACGCAAUUCUCGUGUCAAUUUCACAUCGCUCCGAUGCCACGCAACGACGUAAUCUGAAGAAAGUCACCGCGCGCAUCAUGGACUAUCCGGUGUUGGAUCUCUUCGAUCCCUCGGUAGAACCUACGGACCACGUCAACUGCGAAGAGGAACAAGAUCUGCUUUGGGACGAUUGUAAUUAUGUCGUACCUGGAGGUGAAUAUGUACGUGCAACGGAACAGUUUGGAGAGGACUUUUCUGGAGCCGAGUUUCACGAAACUAGAACAUUGCUCGCCGAUGGCGGGGAUAGAUUUGGAGUUUCCACUGCCACUUUCGAUACGAUCGAAGAACUUAUGUGGAUGGGGAAUCAAGGGGGUCACGUAACAUCCUAUUAUGGGCCUGGUUUACAAAAAUAUACCUCUUUUCAAGUCCAUGCAACGCAGGAGAUACGACAAAUUCAUACUGUAGACGAGGGUAUUUUAGUGUUGUCUCAAUGUCAAUUGAGAUGCCAAUUGCGAAGAGGCAUACCUAUAUUUACUCAUACGUCGAUGAAUAUGAACGAUAUGCAAUGUAUGUUACAAAUUUCCCCAGCCAGAUUACUUAUGGGUGGACAUCAGGACAAAAUAAUUGAUUUUAACCUUACUAGAGGAAAAGAGACUGGAUUAAUGGAUGUAGAUGAGAAUGGUUGUGCGAUAUUGAGACAACAUAGUAGGCUUAUAUGUGCUGGAAAUCCUGCGGGAAGAAUAGAUCUCAGGGAUCCAAAUACAUUAUCAAUAGAACAUACUUUGGAUACACACAGUGGUUCCUUAAGUGAUUUCGAUGUUCAAGGAAAUUAUCUUGUUACAUGUGGAUUCAGCAAUAGUCGUCAGGGUCUUACUGUUGAUCGAUUUUUAAUGGCCUAUGAUUUGAGACAAAUGAGAGCAUUAAGUCCAGUCACAACUAUGGUAUAUCCUCUUUUAUUAAAGUUCCUACCAAGUUAUUCCAGUCGGCUCGCGGUGGUAUCGCCACUAGGACAAAUGCAACUACUUGAUACAAUAUAUGCUAAUGUACAACCUUCAGUAACGUGUUUAUAUCAGGUUGCUACUGGCGGUGCGACGAUAUUAUCAUUUGAUGUAGCUCCUACAUCUCAAUGUCUUUGCUUUGGAGAUUUGGCGGGCUCUAUACAUUUAAUGUCCACCAACACCCCGGAACCUCAAUUUAAUACAUUUUCUAGGCCUACGGAAUUUGCCGAUCCAAUUGAGACAAUACCAUCGAUUCCUUUUGAUGACGAUAUUACGCCAUACAGUACAAUACCAAUGGUAUAUUCAGAUCAACCACUUCUAAGUGAUUGGCCUGAAGAAUACUUGAAAAAAGUUUAUAGGAGAACUCCACCAAUAGAUCCUGAAAUCUUACGCACAAUGAAAAUGCAGGGAACAAUAGGAUACGCGCCAAAUCCUCAGGCUUUUCGCAGAAAUCAAAUACCGUACAAUCUGGAAACGGGUACGUCUUCACGACGUGGCUUAGUCGCGAAGCCUUUCGUGGGGGACUCACGGUCUAAAACAGAUGACGGCACCUUUGUAGCCAUACCUAAGCGUUAUCGUAAAAUUGAGUUGAAAUACUCACGGCUUGGUUACGAUGAUUUCGAUUUUGAUCAGUACAAUCGAACCAGCUUUUGCGGCCUGGAGGCUACACUUCCUAACAGUUAUUGCAAUGCUAUGCUGCAGUUGCUUUACUACUGCGAACCUGUAAGGGUAGCAUUGCUCUCACAUUCGUGUCAACGAGAGUUUUGUCUUUCUUGCGAAUUGGGAUUCUUGUUUCACAUGCUGGAUACAUCACGAGGGUUUCCCUGCCAAGCUGCAAAUUUCCUUAGGGCUUUUAGGACAGUACGAGAAGCGUCAGCUUUAGGACUUAUAUUGAACGAUCCAGAAUCGAAGAAAAAGAUCAAUCUGAUAGUGCUCAUACAAAGCUGGAAUAGAUUUAUUCUACAUCAAAUACACUACGAGAUUCUGGAAACUAGGAAGCGACAACAAAAAGAAGAGGAAGCAGCGCGACUUAAAUCAGAUUCCAAAUAUCCUCCAUUUGUUUAUAAUGAACAGGAUUUUCCUAGCAUCCUUGAGGACCUUGGUUCUCGAUAUAGGAGUCACGAUGACGAGAGAAAAAAAAAGAGGAAGCAAGAGGAGGAUGGUAAAUAUAUGUGGAUCACAUCGAAAGACAAGACCACCAAAAAAUCUACCGAAGAGAAUGAAGUGCGAGAUGAUGAAACAGAGAUCAGUCGUCUAUUUGGAUCUGAACAAAUGCACAUACAUCGCUGUCUCAAAUGUGGGCAAGAAGCUACAAAACAUUCUAUCAUGUUACUUUGUAACUUAGUUUAUCCGGAAAUAAUUAAUCCUUCUGAAGAGGUACCGUUCACAAAUGUUCUUGCCCGCAGUUUAAGACCUGAGAAAAUUACACCCGCAUGGUGUGACAAUUGUCAGAAAUUUACACCUACUCUCCAGUCUCGACAAUUGACUAAACUACCUCAAAUACUGGCUCUAAAUUGUGGCUUAGAUACUCAGCAGGACAAAGCGUUUUGGCAAAAUCAAAUGGACAUCGUGGUGCAAAAUGUGUUGACGGGUAAAGAGAGCAGUCCCAACUCGAGUCCUGUGCCUAUUACUGCGAAGCCCUGUCGAUAUGGCAACAAUUGUACGCGAACUGGAUGUCGAUUUAGGCACGUUGGACGCGACUCAGAAACAGAAAAAUUAUUAACGUCGACCUCCACACCAUCUAUCUCAUCGACAGCGCCCGUUACAUCGCCUCCUAGUCAUUUAUAUUACUUGCAUUCAUGGAUACCCCACAACAUAGAAAUCUCCAUUGAAGAAAACGGAGAAAUGGCAAUUAAAAAAAUCAGCGAACCAAGAAGCGAAUUAAAUGAUAUGUUCAUACAGACAAGCAUGAUGGAGAACGGUCAAGAUGACAGAACAGUACAAGUUAUUUCCGAGAACUCUGGGAAUAACGGUGAGGAAAAUAUUGAAAAUUGUUUAACAUCGAAGAUUGGAAAUUGCAGUAUAACAGAAGAUGAAGAAGCUGUGAAAAGUACAAAUCUGGAGAUCUCUUAUAAUACUCAAAGGAUACAGUAUGGUCUCAGUGCUGUCGUCUGUUAUAUCGACGAUAAAAAUAAUGAGGAACGGAGAAAUAUUGUAGCACUGUUACGAGUUGGACCAAAUUAUCAUGAACGAUCGGCAGGCAAUGCCGUAUCGCAAUGGUACAUUUUUAAUGAUUUCUGUAUACAACCAGUGACUCCUCAAGAAGCGGUAUGGUUUAAUCUCGAUUGGAAAGUGCCGUGUGUACUUCAUUAUACAGCGAUACCUGCUCCUGAACCAACACAGUUCGUCAGUCCUCUUACGUAUGAUGUUUUUGGAGAAGAUAAAUGUAUUGCUCGCAGUGGUGGAACUAGAGGAAUUACAUUUACUCCUCUAGCAUCAGAUGAAAUGCCUAAGAAAGGAGAGUUGGUAGGCAUCGAUGCAGAAUUCGUUACUUUAAAUCAGGAAGAAUCCGAAUUACGAAGCGAUGGAAAGAUGUCAACUAUAAAACCGAGCCAUAUGUCGGUCGCGCGAAUCACCUGUAUACGAGGUAGACAAGGUCCUUUGGAAGGUACACCGUUUAUAGAUGAUUAUAUAAGCACUCAGGAACAGGUAGUUGACUAUUUAACAAAAUUCAGUGGAAUCCAACCGGGUGAUUUAGAUGCGAAUUUUAGUAGCAAACAUCUCACAACUCUGAAAUCAACGUAUCAAAAGUUGAGGUUUUUAGUGGACAAUGGUAUAAUUUUUGUGGGACACGGCCUGAAAAACGAUUUUAGAGUAAUAAAUUUGGUAGUGCCGCCGGAACAAAUAGUAGAUACAGUUUUGUUGUUUCAUUUACCUCAUCAUCGUAUGGUGUCGUUACGUUUCUUGACCUGGCACUUUUUGGGUAAAAACAUUCAAUCUGAAACUCACGAUUCAACCGAAGAUGCGCGAGCAGCUUUAGAAUUGUAUCGCAAGUACAAAGAACUAGAAAGUUCUGGCACAUUGACAGAAACAUUGAAAGAACUUUACGAAGUGGGCAGCCAAUUACAAUGGAAAGUAAGAAUGAAAAUUCUUACAUUUUAUAUUACUAAAUAUCAUGUCUGUGGCCGAUAUUCAUAAUUGGUUCGUAUUUCAAAGACUUAAGACGCUAAUGACGGGUCUCUGAUUGAUUACUCGUGAUGAUACCUCAAGACAGAAUUUAAAAUGGUCUUGAAUAUAAGAACUGACUAUGAAUA